AUGACGGACGCUGCCGCUCCAGCUGAGCCUGCGCAAGAGGCCGCCGCAAUUGCGAGGGACAAUGCUGAGGAUGCGGAAGCGGAACGAGCCGAGCAAGCCGAGCAGCCCGCUGCCGGUGCUGAUGCCGACAAGUCCAAGGAAAAACGCAAGUCAAUUGGCGCCGCCACCCCCAAGGGCAAGAAGCUCAACAAGAAGGCAUCCAAGCCGCGCAUGCUGCAUCUGGACGCCAAGCCAGGCGACCACUACUUUGUCAAGCUCAAGGGCCACCCGCAAUGGCCCGUCAUCAUCUGCGACGAGGACAUGCUCCCAGCAUCCCUGCUCAAGUCUCGGCCGGUCACGGCGAAGCGCGCCGAUGGCACGUACCGCGAGGACUACGCCGACGGUGGCAAGAACGUUGCUGACCGGACAUUCCCGGUCAUGUACUUGCACACCAACGAAUUUGGAUGGGUGCCAAACACCGAGCUCAUCGAGCUUGAUCCCGCGACAGUCCUGGACGUCAAGAUGGACAAGAUGAGGAAGACAUUGCAAGCUGCCCAUCGUCUCGCAGCUGAGAACCACCCUCUGUCGUACUACAAGGAGGUACUGCAGAAUUACCAGGAGGAGCUCAUUGAGCAGGAGAAGGCCAAGGCGGCAAAAGCAGCGACGCCCAAAGGCAAGAAGUCCAAGGCUGUCAGCGAAGAGGACGAAGACGUCGACAUGGAGGAUGCGGCCGAGGCCAGCGAGACGCCGGCCAAGGACAAGAAAGCCAACAAGAGGAAGGCCGAGGAGAGUGCCGAGACACCGCAACGCUCAGAGUCGGUGAAGAAGCCUAAGAUCAAGCUCACGACGAGCGCUACGCCCAAGGCGACCAACGGCGCCACCUCGACUCCGAAGUCUACCAAGGCCGCCGAAGCCAAGAGCGCAAAGGCCAAACCCAAGAAGAAGGAGGCUGAUGAGAAGAAAGAGGCGCCCGCUUCCAAGGAGCCAGAGCUCUCUGCGGAGGAGAGGCACCUAAGGAAAGAGAAAGAAGUGUUGUUCCUCCGGCACAAGCUGCAGAAGGGCCUCCUAACGAGGAACGUGGAGCCCAAGGACGAGGAGAUGAAGCUCAUGUCGGACUACAUCACGAAGCUCGAGGGGUUUCCCGACCUUGAAGUGAGCAUCAUCCGGGCAACCAAGAUAAACAAGGUCCUGAAGGCGCUCUUGAAGCUGGAGCACAUCCCGAAGGAGGAAGAGUUCAAGUUCAAGCCGCGCUCGCAGGCUCUCCUGGACAAAUGGACCAAGCUGCUGGCCUCCGACACGACGGCUGCUGAGUCCAAUGGAACGUCUAAGGGCGAGGCGAAGGCUAAUGGCGUCAAGGAGAGGAGCGAGCCAGAAGAGUCGGCGAAGGCCAAGGAGGGAGCUAAGGAAGAGUCAAAGGAGGCGCCAAAGGAGGGGUCCAAGGAGGAAUCUAAGGACGAGCCCAAAGAGGCUGACAAGUCAGGGGAGACGUCCAGGGCUGCGGAGACGCCAGCUGCCGAAGAGGUGAGGCCCUGA
Parathielavia appendiculata is the source of this 1512-nucleotide messenger RNA. RefSeq lists its product as uncharacterized. The transcript has 4 exons. The record is from RefSeq and is a predicted model, not a curated record. Lineage: Eukaryota; Fungi; Ascomycota; Sordariomycetes; Sordariales; Chaetomiaceae. The coding region runs from base 1 to 1512 and encodes 503 amino acids.